AACUAAACUCAUUUUCUUGUGUCUUUUACUAAUUACUUGUGGUUUACUUAUAAGAAGAUUAGAGAGAGAGAGAGAAUUAUUGAUUGAUUGAUGAUCGAUCUCGAGGUGAGUGAGUAAGUAUCUAGGAGGAUCGGAGCUAGCUAGGUAGGAGGAUGGAAGAUGAUCAAAGAAGGAAGGAAGGAGAGGAAAGCGGGGGGGCGGUUUUGCCGGGUUUCAGGUUUCAUCCGACAGACGAAGAGUUGGUCGGGUUUUACUUGAAGAAGAAGGUUCUAGACAAACCUCUCUCCAUUGAGCUCAUCAAGCAGCUUGACAUCUACAAAUAUGAUCCUUGGGAUCUUCCUAAAUUGGCGGGAACGGGAGAGAAAGAAUGGUACUUUUACUGCCCGAGGGACAGGAAGUACAGGAACAGCGUGAGGCCGAACCGGGUGACCAAGGCCGGGUUUUGGAAGGCGACCGGAACGGACCGGCCGAUCUACUCGUCGAGCGACGACUCGAAGUGCAUCGGGCUGAAGAAAUCGCUGGUCUUCUACCGAGGCCGCGCCGCCAAAGGGAGUAAAACUGACUGGAUGAUGCACGAGUUCCGGCUGCCGCCGCUCUCCGGCGACCUUCCCUCCCACAAGAGGGAAGCAUGGGCAAUAUGUAGGAUAUUCAAAAAAGCGAACCCCAAUGUAACAAGGGCACUAUCUCAACAAUGGGCUGCAUUUUCACCUGCAACUCCCCAAAAUACCCUCCAUGAAUUGCAAACCCUAGAGGACCACAACAACAACAUUAACCAUGAUGAUGAUCCCCCUCAUCAUAAAAACACUCCCCCUUCCACCCUCUUGUUCCAUUGCGCCACCACCAACACCGGCUUCAAAUGCUCGCCGGAGAUCCCCGUGGCGGCCGUGCCAGCUCACCCCCUCCCCCACGACGGCCCCUCCUCCGCCGCCAGCUACAGUGCACUAUUCCACUCAUCCCCAUUCACACAUUACUUCAACAACCAAACACUCCCUUCUUACCCCAUCACCCAAACUACUAAUGACCCCUCCUCCUUGUUCCUAGAGCUGGCGGCGAGUCAUGCCUGCGGCGGCGGGAUGAUCGGCAGCCAGCUUCCGGUGGCGGUGCCGCCCGAGAAUGACGUCGCGGAGGGGAAAAUGCCGGUGGCGGCGGGGAAGGAACCCUCAUCACCAAAUAUAAUUGAUGAGUCCAUUAGGUUUUCCUUCAAUGGGUUCCCUUUGAAUGAGAACAAUAAUAAUGUGUGGAAGUCAUCGAGUUUGGCUUGGGACUACCCUUCACCAUGUCCAAGUGAAAUCUCAUCUGGUAGUUAUUCCACCAACACAAGUUCCACUUUUAAUCUCUUGUUAUGAAUCACUGAGUGUCAUAUUUCCUCUGUCCCGAAAUAAAGUUUUUGGUAUUCAUUCGAAUAUGUACACCGGAGUAUUGUUUUUAAUAAAAGAUUUGCAAACCU
This is a messenger RNA of Cuscuta campestris, 1447 nucleotides long. NCBI's taxonomy places the organism in Eukaryota, Viridiplantae, Streptophyta, Magnoliopsida, Solanales, Convolvulaceae. The record is from the annotation of a GenBank genome assembly.